Molecule: messenger RNA, 11872 nt
Organism: Rhineura floridana
Lineage: Eukaryota; Metazoa; Chordata; Lepidosauria; Squamata; Rhineuridae
Gene: SYNPO2
Product: synaptopodin 2
Exons: 5
Coding region: 132-3986 (1284 amino acids)
Biological process (GO): positive regulation of actin filament bundle assembly
Cellular component (GO): actin cytoskeleton; stress fiber; Z disc
Molecular function (GO): actin binding
Source: RefSeq, a predicted model, not a curated record
GAAUCCAUUCCUCUCUCACACAUCUUCUGAAAGGCAAGCUUCAAGUUCAGUGAACAUCCACAGCUUCUAGGAUUUUUUUUUUAAGUGUCACUGCUGCGAAUGAGUACUGCCUAACCUCCCCAGGAGAAAAAAUGGGUACAGGGGAUUAUAUCUGCAUCACCAUGACUGGAGGGGCACCUUGGGGUUUUAGGCUUCAAGGUGGGGAGGAAGAGAAGCAGCCUUUGCAGAUUGCCAAGAUUCGCAAUAAGAGCAAAGCAUCCAAGUCUGGGCUGUGUGAAGGGGAUGAGGUGAUAUCUAUCAAUGGCAACCCUUGUGCUGACUUGACCUACUCUGAAGUUAUCACUCUGAUGGAAGGUUUGGCUGACACACUCCAGAUGCUUAUUAAGAGAUCUUCCAGCGGAGUGAACGAGACUUUAAGUCCUGAAACAGAAAAUGGAAAUCACCGUGACAUUAAAAAUGAGGAAUAUAAAGAGAGCACCACCCUGCAAAUCAGAACAGCAGUGCCCAGGUCCCAACAACAACUGCAGUUCAUGGGGGCAACCAAAGAAACACUCCAAAGAGAGCAGCAAAGUGAUGCCGACUUUUCUGGGACAAACCAAGAAAGAGAAAUAACCCCGUCUCACAAAAUCCUUCCCAAAGUGAUUGAAGCCCCUAAAGCACACUUCAUAGAGGUGCCUGCUUUCACUGGGGGAACUGUAGAAAAGCCAGGACCUACAGUUGAGCUGCAGUUGUCCCUCUUGCAUGAUGAGCACAAAGGCAGCAGCACUCCUAGUCUGACUGUUCUGGGAGGUGAACAGUGUAAGGCUUCAGAAACAGGAUCCACCCUGCCACAAGAUGGGAGUAGCUGGGUAACUGCAGCUCCUUCAGCUAAAAAAGACUGCUCCACCCAAUGGUCCAGCAGAACAUUCCAGAUUGCUAGUGGCAAAGAGGUAAAAGCAAUCCACAGAACCGAGACAAAGGAGCCGUCUCUCUCUAAGGUGGAGGUGAUCCUAGACUGCUUUGACAGGGCAAAGGAAGAAUCCAGGUCUCUGGCUGAAAAGGGGUGUGUGGAUUGUCAAGUGGAAGGAGGGCAGUCAGAAGCACCUCCUUCUGUAGUCUCCUUUGGAAUUUCAUCAGAAGGCACAGAGCAGGGAGAAGACGACCAGCAUUCUGAAAGGGAACAUAGCAGACCUCACAAACAUAGGGCAAGGCACGCCAGGCUCAGACGGAGUGAGAGCCUGUCAGAGAAACAGGUGAAGGAAGCCAAAUCUAAAUGUAAGAGCAUUGCCCUGUUGCUGACAGCAGCUCCAAAUCCCAACUCCAAGGGGGUGUUGAUGUUCAAGAAGCGUCGCCAAAGAGCCAGGAAAUAUACUUUGGUCAGUUACGGCACUGGGGAGCUAGAGCGUUACGAGGACAACGGUGAAGAAGACGAGGGUGAAGAAGGUGAGAAAGAGAAUACUUUUGAAGUAACCUUACUAGGCACAAGUGAGUCAGAAAUCGAUGAAGAUUUCUUCUCUGACAUUGACAAAGAAGACCGGAUUGUGACAUUUGACUGGGAUACUGGACUGCUUGAAGUUGAAAAGAAACCAAAAAGUAGGGACGAGAUGUCUCAGCUGCUUCCAGAGAGCAAGGGCAAGGGGGCACUCAUGUUUGCCAAAAGACGUCAAAGGUUGGACCAGAUCACUGCUGAACAAGAGGCAAUGAGGAUGCAGGCAGUGCACCAUUCUUCUGAGGAGCACCGAGAGGCCAUGACUGAGAGCACCCAAAAAACAAGUUCUUUUUAUCAUGCCAAACAAGAAGAAUCUUCCAGGGUGCAAAGCCAUAUUAGCAAAAGCUACAUAGAUGUGAGUCACAGUCAUUGCACACCAAUUCAGCAAAAUGGCAUUGGGAUCACUCCUGAGACAAAUCUGAUGUAUCAGUCUUCAGAAGCCCUUAAGACAGCUUACAACAGAACAGCCAAACCUUUCCCUGGUGUACAAAACAGAGCAGCAGCUCCAUUUUCGCCCACCAGAAGCAUGACUAGCCCUCUAUCAGAUCUACCUGCGCCACCUCCUUAUACUUCAGUCAGCCCACCUCCUGAAACCUUAUACAGAACUGUUUUGAUGCCAGUUGCCACCAGCACAGCACAGCCGGUGAUAUGGUCUCCAACAGAAUCGACAGAACAGAUUGCAUCCAGGGAUGAAAGGAUUGCAGUGCCUGCCAAACGAACUGGAAUAUUGCAAGAGGCAAAGAGAAGAAGCACUGCAAAGCCAAUGUUUACUUUCAAAGAAGCCCCCAAGGUGAGUCCUAAUCCUGCUCUUUUGUCCCUCGUACAGAAUACAGAAGGCAAGAAAGGUGCUGCUGCAGGCUUUGAAUCAGGACCCGAAGAAGACUACCUCAGUUUGGGAGCAGAGGCCUGCAAUUUCAUGCAUAUCCAAGCAGCCAAACAAAAGGUCCCACCUCCAGUUGCUCCAAAACCUUCAUUAAAGGUUUCUCCUACUGCUGUAAUGCCUGCUUCACCAGUCUGGUCACCUCCAGCUGUGGCUGUUGCUCAGCCUCCUCUCUUUCCAGCUCCAAACUCACCUGGAAUGGCAACUCCAGCACCUGUGAAAAUAGCACAACCUGCUUAUCCCCCUCCACAGCCCCCAAGUACUCUUAACUUAGCUGGUCCCUUUAAAGGGCCUCAAUUAGCAUCACCACACCAAAAUUAUACAGCCAAAGCAACACCCACCACUCCACUAGGAAAUGUUGCACUUGCUGGAGGGGUGGGGCCAGCUUUUGAGAUGCCCCUAGCUUUGAGUGGGAAGGGAGCCCAGCUCUUUGCCAAAAGGCAAUCACGAAUGGAAAAGUAUGUGGUAGACUCAGAAACAGUACAGGCCAACAUGGCCCGGGAUUCAUCACCAACUCCGUCUUUGCCACCUUCUUGGAAAUAUUCAUCGAAUGUUCGAGCACCACCACCUGUGGCUUAUAACCCCAUCCAGUCUCCAUCUUAUCCUCUUGCUGCUACCAAGCAACAAUCAAAGUCCCCUGGAGCUGCCAAAACUACCAAGAAAAAAACAAAGAAAGCACUUAGUUCUUUGGAGGUUAUGAAGCAUCAGCCAUACCAGCUUAAUUCAUCCUUAUUUACUUUUCAGCCUCCCUCUCAUAAUAAGGAAACCCUAAGCAACCUUCCUAAGCAACCUGCAAAAUUUGACUCAGUGUCUGCCUCAAAACAAGCUCUACCUUCAAGAUUGCUCAAUGCUGGUUCUCCCACUAAUGUCCAGGCAUCUUCAGUGUACUCUGUACCAGCCUAUCCUUCACCACCUUUCUUCCAGUCAAAUGCCUCUAGCCCUGUCAUUGAGUCCUGUGCAUCGACAGGCUACCCUGCUUUUUCGAAGGAAGAACCAGCAGCAUCCUCUAUGUUUAUUGCUCCCAAGCCAAAGUUCUCAGCCAAGAAAGUUGGUGUCACUGCACAGGAAAGAGGUGAACAGUCUUUAUCACUCCCUGGAUGGCCACCUUCUUCAACCACUUCACGAUCCAUGUCCCCUAUUUCUCCUGUGAUGUUCCAGCCUGGUCCUGAUUAUUUCAACAAACCACCUCCAGCAGCUGACAAGCCUGGGAAGAGGCUAACUCCUUGGGAGGCAGCAGCCAAGUCGCCUCUUGGCCUUGUGGAUGAUGCUUUUGGCCCCCAGACCAUUCAAGAGUCGAUUGUUGCAAAUGUCGUGUCAGCCGCUCGCAGGAAAACGUUACCUGCACCACCAGAUGAGUGGAAACAAAAAGUGGCUUAUGAGCAUCCUGCUCCAAGUGCCCAUACCAAAUUAGCUUCAUUUGGAAGGGGCCAUUCAGCUGCAUCAUUCCCUGCAAAGAACACAAUGUCUGCUCCUAGCUCCACUGCCCACAGCGGCUCUCAUUUGCAGUAUGUAUACUAUGGCCAACGUGCCCGGACUGUUCCUGAUAUGGUCUCCAUGGAUUCCAGGUCUGAUUACUGCCUGUCUGUAGCCGACUCCAACUAUAAUCCACAUCCAAAGGGAUGGAGGCGCCAAACAUGAAAAGCAAAAGACCCUGCCUUGGUUUCUCUUCCUGCCAUUCUACAAGUCUUAGAGUCUAGGGUGAAUUGAAAAUGGGAAGAAGUGGACUAUGUGGGACAAAUGUUUCCUGGGCUGACAAUAUCUUGACAAAAGAGAUCAAGAGUUAUCUAGAGUGGAGCACAGUAUCCAUAACGUGUUUAGUCUUCCCAUAGCACAACAGGUUUUGACCCCAGCUUAAAAGCUUCGCUCUCUCUCCUCUCUCUGUCCCUCUGUGUUUUAAGAGGAAGUCAGAUCUGUGUAAGUUCAAAGUACAAAGUGGUGCUUCUAUAGGAGAAAGCUUCAGCUGGGAAGAGUGCAACAACUGUGGAAUUGGAAUAUUUGUAAAUUAACCAAUGAGCCUUUAUCAAGAAUGUAUUCUUAGGGCUCUUGAAAAAGCUUUCUUUCCAGUUUCUAUCCUAACCUGCCUGCAGCUGGUUAAAUGUCCAUCUCUAUGUGCUGGCCACUCAGUGGUGUUAAUGAAACUCCCUGGUCUCCUUUUUGUGUAACUGUCAUCACUGUCUUAAAACAGUUUAGCUGUGGUGUUUGAUUUUUCACUAAGCCAAAUAGGGCUUUUCCUAGCAAAUAACUGGCUAGGGGAGGGCAGAAAUGAGCAAAGCUUUCCUAGGCCUGGGGGUAGCCUCCAGGUGUUUGAUUCCAGUUGCCGUCAGCCCUAGCCACCAUGGUCUGGGCAUUGUAGUCCAGCAACAUCUGGAGUCCUCAAUGCUGGCUAUCACUAUGUUAGGCUUAUGCAUCCUAAACUUUAGAGAAGGAAUCAUGGAUCUAUGUAGAACACAUGCUUUGCAUACAGAAGAUCCCAGGUUCACUCCAUGGCAUCUCCAGCUAUAAGGAUCAGGUAGCAGGUGAUGGGAAAUCUUUCUCUGUGAGAUCCCAGAGAACCAUUGCCAGUCAAAGUAGAUAAUACUGGGCUAAAUGAAGAAAUAAUCUAAUGGUAUAAGUCAGCUUUCUAAACUCAUGCAUAAACUGAUGCUGAGCUCUGCUCCCACUUCCAUGCACAGCCCUAAAUAUAAAUAUAAAACCACUUUUUACAAGCACUUUUCACUUAUCCAAUUUUCCUGAAUGUCCUCAGUAUUCCAAACUAAUGCUUAUGUUUAGAACCACAUAAAGCAAUACUACAGUUAAAGGAUGAAAAACAUACAUACUCUGCUCUGUAUGUAUUAGGUGUGUUCAGAGACUGCAAGAUGUGCCUUGUGUCUGUAGCAUUUGGAAGCAGCCUGAGCUGUUUUGGAUGCACUCUGUGUUUGUCCAAUGCGAUUUGUUAUUUGGAUCCAAAUCUGAUCUGUUAAAUCAAAGCCCUGUUUUGCCCUCCUUGACUAUAAUGGGGAAUCUAAAAACAGCUAUAGCUUUUUUCCUUUUUCACAUAAGUGGGUGAAAUUUGCAGGUAAAGGAGUCCCUAUAGAGUGGAUUAAGUCUGCCAAAUUUUAGGCACAGCCAUCGAGAUGUUUUCAUGCAGAGUCCCUUUAAAACUGUUUUAAAAAGGAAAAGGCUGGAACGUUUCUAUUUUCUGCGGAAAUUUGAUGCAAAUCCUAGGUAUGGUCAACCCUUCUGAGGUGACCUGCCAAAUUUCAGAAAGAUAGGUGCCAUGGUUCUCCCACAAGGGCAGAUUUUUCCAUUUUGAGGGGGAAUAAAAAUCACUCCCCUAGGGUUUUUUGAGGGAGAGGAUAUGAGGGAGGUGCCCCUGGGUAAGAAACUUGAAAAAUCAGACAAAUAGGUCUAGGAGUUAUUGUGCUAGGGUCAGUGUUCUUCAACCUUGGGUCCCCAGAUGUUGUUGGACUUCAGCUCCCAUCACACCUGACAACUGGCUAAACUGGCUACGGAUGAUAGGAAUUAUAGUCCAGCAACAUCUGGGGACUUAAUGCUGAAAAACAUUGCGCUAGGUGAUUUUACCUUGAUUAUAAAAAAUGGAAAAGUCAGUUUUUUUCUCACCCCCCUCCUUUUUGGGAAUAUCCUCCAUCCUCCAUGAAGAAAAGAGAGUGCUAUGAUUUUUAAUUGUUAAGAAAAAAACUCUUGGGAAAGAAGAUAAUAAUAAUCUGGUUAUGUGCUUACAGCCAUAAAGUCAGAGCAGGCAACUUUAAUGCCCCUCCCCCAAAUCACUGUGAUUGGAGUUCACUGGGAAAAUAAUCACUGUGAUUAAAAGCUAGACCUGUCUGUCAAAAUCAAGGAUCGUCUCCUCUCUACUUCCCUCCCUCUCCACUCCCUCCCCUCUCGAACUCUGUGCAUUUCCCCAGUCAGUUUGGUUUUAUGUCUCAGAAAAGAAAGGGGAAGGGGAAAUGGACAAGUGUUUAACUGUAUGGAAAAACUGAGGUAACAGAGCUAGUUGGAAGGUUGGACACUCCCUGAUCUGACUCAUCAUACCUUGUCAAUGGCACAAUCUGAUUAGGUAACAUGAAGACUACCUCAAAUCACCCCAAUUUGCCUCAUUCUUUGGAGCACACAUGUAGCUGAUGCAUAACCCUGGAAGAAUGUUAAUGAAAUCAGCAGAGUAAGUUCUGACAAUUUCUUAAAGGGCAGGAAAAUGAUUAUUGCCAAAAAUAAUCAUAAAGUCAUCAUAUAAAUUAUCUAAAAUUAACAAAAGUAUUCAAAUCAAAGAGAUAUCUUCAAAACAUAAACCAGUCACUACACUCUUCAAACAUUUUUCUUUUCUUUUCCCAGCUUUGGCAAAGGCAUGAACAGUGUCAUUUUUAACAGGAGCUCAAGAUGGCCUAUAUCAGUCUUUGCCAACCUGAUACCUUCUAGAUGUGGCUCAGUACAACUCCCAUCAGCCCCAGCUUACAGCAGCUGAUGGGAGUCGUAGUCCAUACCAUCUGGAGGGCACUAAGUUGGUGAAGGCUGGCAUACAUACAUGGGUCUCUCCCCUCCCAUCUUUAGAACAACAACCCUGUGAGAAAGAUAAGUCUGACUGGCCAAAAAUCACCCAGUGAAUUUCAUGGCUAAAUUUGUAAGACUAAUCUCCCAAGAACGUAUGCCAAAGGCAUUGGGUAGAGCCUGGUACAUGUAGAAAUUAUUUCUAGCAUUUGAACACUGUGUGUGUGGGGGGGUGAGGAUGACCUCAAGAUGACAAGGUAGAUAACGUAACUGAAAAGCAAUGCUUCAGAUUUCAUUAGGAGUUGGAGGCAACAUUUAUGUAAUACACAGAGAAGUUGCAUUUGUUUGUGAAAUGUGAACCUUGUUAAUCAUGCAGUGGCUCACAUUCUCUUGUGUCACUACUAGUAGAUGAACAUUUGCCAUGGGACUUCUGAUUUAGCAAGAGAUCAGAACAAGGAUAUAGAGUAGCCUUCCCCAACCUAUUGCCCUCCACUGCUGGCUGGGGCUGAUGGGAGUUUUGCUCCAAAACAUCUGGAAGGCAACAGUUUGGGGAAGGCUGAUAUAGAUCAAGAAUGAAUUGUAGGAAGUCAGUUUUGUAUAGAAGUAGGUCUAUGUUAAGUGUUCAAUGGUUCGAGUCCAGUUUAAAGUAACUCUUAUGGAGACAUACAUUAAAAUAUGCAUUAUUUUUAGCCAGGGGCAGCUAACCUGGCAUCCUCUAGAUGUCUGAGUAGAAGUCCCAUGACUUCUGAUUAUUGGCCAUGCUGGCUGAGGAUGAUGGAAGCUGUAGUUCACAACAUCUCGAGAGUAUCACAUUGGCUAUCCCUGGUUUAACCAAAGUCAGGGACAGCUCAAAACAUUUUCUUGUCUGAAGCAGAAGACAAGAUGACACCCCACAUUCCAAGUAUACAAGUUGGCAGUUGAAGUUUACUCCACCACCAUACCUAUGGAAAAGACUAGCAUAAAGGGAACAGGGCAGUCAUAUGUCACAUGUACCCCAGUCUUCUAAACACAGAGAUGGGGAAGCUGUGGCCCUCUGGAUGUUUUUUUGGACUCCAAUUCCCAUCAGCCCCAAUCAACACGACCAAUUGCAAAGGAUGAUGGAAGUUGUAGUCCAGCAACACCUGAAGGGCCACAAGUUCCCAUUCAGGCUUUUACAUCUUGGUACUGUUCCUCAGCAGGCUGAGGCAGCUACUGUACUUUAUUCUGCCAGGACCAGCCCUGACCAAAGUACAUGGUUUUUAAGCCACUUGAAAUGCACAGACUCAAUGUGGACUGGGUAAUUUAUUUUUUAAAACAUAUUGUAUGUAAACCAUUGAAGUGAACUUCACACAGGAAGGAUAAAGGAUCCAGGAUUUAAAUGUCAUAACCAUAACUUAACAGUAUAUAAGGGUAUGUAUGUCUUGAAGCUUCUAGGAAUCGCUUUGUGCUUUAGACUGUGAUCCUAACCAUACUUACAUUACCGCUGAAGCUAACAGAACUAAGCAAAUGUAUUUGAGACUGAUGUGCUGGUGAAUUGUUGCUCAUAGUAUGUCCCAAGUGAUCAGGUUUCUGUUCUGAAAUGUUUUGCUUUUAUGUUGGGACCGUGAUUAAUCAGCUUCCUUAAAAUAAGAAUGUAGCCAAACACAGCUGUGGGACACCCCUUCCAUUACUCAGUAUUGAAAAAAACAACUUUGUAUGUUUUCUUUGUAAAUAUUUGUGUGAAGCCCAAUACAACAUAGAUAAAAGCACAAAAUAUUAUCUCAUCUGAACAUAGAUAUCUAAGGCUCCUUCAAAUGAUUUCCCCAUCACAACAUGAUUCCCUUGAAGGCCUGGGGAGAUGGUUGUCUUUUAGUGCAGAAUGUUCUAGGUUUACCUUCUGCUUCCCGAGAACUCUGAGAGCAAUAACCCUGAGGCUUGCCAUUUAUGAGUCCAUCAUAUCACACAACAUGGCAGACCAGAGAGAUGUCAUGAGAUAAUCAGGGGAUUGUGUAUGCCUAGGUAUCAUGUGAUGGAACUUGUACAAAAUGUUACAAAGAUUUAGCUCUAGCUGAGUGGGGCCACUCUAGAAACUGUGUGGUUUGAGGCUUCAAAGCCACGGCCCCACUGAAUUCAAUGAGUGCAUUUUCUUCUCUUGACCCUAGGGUUUUCAAAAUUAAUCAUAUCCAAAACAUUGGACAGGCUAUGCUAAGAGAUAAAGCCAUGACUUGAAAUUCUACUUGCAAAAAACCCCACCUUGAAAUAUUUCUGUUAUGAGACAAAUCAGAGAUCAUAGUUAAACGGGGAUUUAAACCCAUCUUUCUGUUGGCCUUGCUCACACAGCAGCACAUAGUCAACUAUAGAAUUUGCUGUCAAGAUUUGGUGAUUAUGGCCACCAACUUAAAGGGAUUUAGAAGAGGACUAAAUAAAUACAUAGACAAAGUAGCUGCCAUGUUCACAGAGGAGACCCCUCUGUUUGAUGGACCGUCCGGUCCAAGUUCAGUUUAAAGACAAAGAAUCCAAAAAAGGAAGGAUAAGGGCCUUGAAGUUGUCUAUCAAUAGUUAGCACCUGGGCAGCAGACAGAAUUGGCACACAGGCCACCUGGUCACUGUCUUCCCCAUUAUGGUGAAAUGUAUUGUAUUUCUUGUUUAAAUAAUAGUAAUUAUUUCUAGAUUUGUAAAUCUUAUGUAAAUCUGUUAUUUCUUUUGUCCUCUUUUUUGAUGAAGCAUUUCCUUUUUGGUGAUCUGUGAGUGGCCUCCCUUUUCUUGGAGGAUAAGGCUAUCAAUUGUUAUCAAAUUAUGGCUAUAUACUACCCCCAGGAUCAAAGACAGUGUGCUUGUGAGAACUAGUCACUGGGAAACAAAAGCAGGAUUGGUCUAUUGCCCUCAUAUCCUGUUUGUAGGCUUCCCAAUGGCAUCUGGUUGGCCAUUUCAGGGGGAAAAAAGGAUGCUGGACUAGGUAGGCCUCUGAUCCUGCAGGGCUUUUCAUGUUAGGUUCUUAUGGUCAGUUCUGGAUGAGGUUUUGUAUGGAAAAUAUUUCCUCCCCCAGCCCAACUGUGUUUAAAGUAAACAUGAACCAGAGAAAGAUAAGACUACUAAAGCCCCAUUGAAAUUGGUACAACAUAAGUAUGCUUAAUACUGGUGAAUAGAUCCCUUUAAGACUGUAAACCUAAGUACACUCCCUUGAGAAUAAAUCCUGUGGAACUCAGUGAGACUUACUUCAAAGAAGACAUACAUAAGGUUGCACUUGCACAUGUAACAUUCCAUAAGACGAAUUUGUACUUUUCAUACUGAUGAAAUUACUAAUCCACCACAGGCUUGAUUUUUACACCUAGGUCCUAAUCCUGUCCUUGUGGCUUUAUUGGAAUUGCAAAUAGGGUGGCCACCGAGUUGUUGCUUCUGCCCUGACAAAAAUUCUGUGCCUUUAACAGCUGUGCAAAAGUUAGAAAUGCAUAGCUGCUCCCCAACAUUCAGCUGAAUUUCUGCCAGUUUUUUGAGAAUUUAAAAGAUGGAGAUUUUGAAACUACUGUGUACCUUUUACACACACACACACACACACCCCUCCAGUACUUUGCCCAUGAAAAAAGGGAAGCUAGGAAAACAAGUGUAAAUAUUUUAAGGUUUGCAUUGAGUCAGAUUAUAUUCAUAAAGUGUAUGCUAACCACACAAGCAAAAACAUUAAGCUGCCUCCUACUGCUGUGCUUUACGGCUGAAGCAUACAUUUAAAUUCUUUUCUGAAAAUCUAGGUAUGUCAUUUUGCCUGCUGGCAAAGAAGCUAUUCUCAUGCAAAAAAGUCUGCUUGAGUGUUUUUAAGAAAGUUUUAUUAUUGUGCAGAGAGAAUGUCUUGUUGACCUAGGAGCUUAGAUUUUGCAAGGUUUAUUGUAACUAAUUUGGUGAGGAAUUGCACUGUGCUUUGCUCUGAUCAAUUUAGAUCAGUUUCUCUUAAAUGCCAUUACAUUGUUUAUGAAACCACAGUGGAGAAAGACAUAUGAUAUAGUGCUUUUUAGAUUAACCUGGUGGAACAAAAAGCAAAAGUUGUAGGAGAUCAGAUUAGAGAGUGGAAAGUAGAAGAUAAGAGUCAGAUUGGUAGUGAACACCACUUAAAAAGCUGACAGGUGUGGAUGUGUAGUGAUUUGUGUCUACACUGAUGGUGUCUGGUAUCCCUACUAUUUCCACAGUGUGAUUCACUGUCUGAGCACAUAUACGGUGCUCAACUGGAUUACUCCACUGUGUGUGACCAUGAAAUCACUAUGGAAGGCUAUUUAACACAUGCAGGCUGAUACACAUUUUAACUGUCAGACUGUAAAAGCAAAGCUUCCAGAGGAGCAUUUUAAAAAGACUUGAUAAUAUAGAGGAAAACAUUGAACGUUGGAAGAAGCAUUGCUUAAAACAUUGACAAUUGAUGCACAAUUGAUGCUGAAUGUAAAAUAGAAACACAGCUAUCUUAAGAUCCCAUUUAUUACUGAAGUAACUGUGCAGCAACCAUUAGAAGGAAAAUCCGGAGGAAUUAAAUAGCUUGUGUUGUUGUGUAGUGCAUAGUUUGGUUUAGCAUUACAUCUGAAGCUGACACAUGGUUUGUUUCCCCCAAUCAAAUCAUGGGCAGUAAGAAACUCUGUAUCCUUUCCUUUUGUUUGCACUGUGCAUUUCCUUCCAGCCCUGCUUCUGGGGAAACACUUUAAAAAAAUUGAAAUAGAUAUAUGUGAGUUCUGAACAUCCACCCAAGUACUUCUUACUUUUUUCUGUGCCUGUGUGUAAAGGGCCAGAUCUUAUCAUCUAUCUAAGGAAGAAAGUACUCCAGCAGUGUUCAGGUAGCUGUCAUCAACAUCCAACAGAUUCUUACAUCUCAGAGAUUUCUGCAUAAAAAAUGCCAGAGAUUCUAAAUAUGCAAGAGUUACUGAAACUUAAGUUUCUGUGUUUAUACUAGAAGGAAGAUAGCUUACUUUUGUGUUUGUUUUGAUUAGCUUCAGUGCAAAUUAAUACCUAUUGCCACUGCCUUUGCAUAACAGGUCAGAUUUAUACUCUAAUUACGUAAUUGUAUUUUCACUUUCACCAGGUGUUAGGUUGACAGAGAAGGACACUUUGUUAGAAUG